Molecule: messenger RNA, 315 nt
Organism: Trichosporon asahii var. asahii CBS 2479
Lineage: Eukaryota; Fungi; Basidiomycota; Tremellomycetes; Trichosporonales; Trichosporonaceae
Exons: 3
Coding region: 1-315 (104 amino acids)
Source: RefSeq, a predicted model, not a curated record
AUGUCAGCCAAGGAGAAGGAGGACCCCAAGCGCGCCGAGGAGGCUGAGGAGCCUCGCAAGGCUGGCGCCGAGGAGGCAGCCAACCCCGCCGAAGAGCCCAAGAAGAAGAAGGUCGAGACGUCUGCCGACGUUGCCGCCGAGAAAGCUGACGACGGCGGCGACGAGGACGUCCAGCUCGGCAAGCGCAAGGCCGACGAGGACGAGGCGCCCGCCAAUGGCGAGGAGCCGCCUGCCAAGCGCGAGGAGACCGAGGCGGACGUUGCUGAGGAGAAGAAGGUCGACGGCGAGGCGCCCUCUGCGGAGGUCGCUGCUUGA